Anopheles moucheti is the source of this 1685-nucleotide messenger RNA. It is a transcript of the gene Cdc37, whose product is annotated as hsp90 co-chaperone Cdc37. The transcript is spliced from 2 exons. Gene Ontology annotation, cellular component: cytoplasm. Lineage: Eukaryota; Metazoa; Arthropoda; Insecta; Diptera; Culicidae. Bases 152 to 1306 code for a protein of 384 amino acids. The record is from RefSeq and is a predicted model, not a curated record. Gene Ontology annotation, molecular function: protein-folding chaperone binding; protein kinase binding; heat shock protein binding. Gene Ontology annotation, biological process: protein stabilization; protein folding.
UUAGAGAAAAAAAAAAAUCAAUCAUACCAAGCGCAGAACGGUUACAUUGAAAGCAUUGUACGUAAAUGAGAUACGAAUCAUAACUGAAAUUUAAGUUUUAAUUGUGCGGUAAUAGUUUAGUUGAGCAGCUGCAACAUAAAACGGUAUAAACAUGGUGGAUUACAGCAAAUGGAAAGAUAUUGAGAUUUCGGACGAUGAGGAUGAUACUCAUCCUAAUAUCGAUACGCCAUCGCUUUUCCGCUGGCGGCAUCAGGCUCGCGUCGAGCGUAUGCAGGAGCAAGAAAAAACGAAGGAAACGAUAGAAAAGAAGAAGCAAACGACCGUGGAAAAGUUAAAGGAUGCGAAAGAGAAGCUGCAGCGAAAGGAAGGCAAUCUAGACGAGCUAAAGAAAAUCAUUGAUGAGCUGGAAAGGGAACAAGACCGCGUGAGACAGGAAGAAGACGAGCUGCGCAAGAAGGAAAAGAUGCAGCCGUGGAACGUGGACACGAUCAGCAAGCCGGGCUUUGCCAAGACGGUCAUCAACAAGAGUGCAAUAAAUCGGAAGGAGGAAGAGCUGACCGACGAACAGAAGGAGAUGAAUCUGCGGGAAUUUAUCAAAAAGUACGAGAAGCAGAUGAAACAAUUCGGCAUGAUGCGGAAGUACGAUGAUUCGAAGAAGUUCCUGCAGGAUAAUCACCAUCUAGUAUGUGAGGAAACGCCCAACUACCUUGUCAUUUGGUGCAUCGAGCUGGAGAUGCAGGAAAAGCACGAACUGAUGGCACACGUGGCGCACCAGUGCAUCUGCAUGCAGUAUAUUUUGGACAUUUCCAAACAGCUCGAGGUAGACCCGAGGGCCUGCGUGGCGUCUUUCUUUCAGCGCAUUCAGGAGGCGGAAACCGAGUACAAGAAUCAAUUCUUGGGUGAAAUUGAGGCGUUUAAAGAUCGUAUCCGCAAGCGAGCUCAGGAGAAACUGCAGAAGCUCAUCGAGGACCAGGAGGAGGAGGAACGUAAGGCUAGGAUUGGUCCGGGUGGGUUGGAUCCGGUGGAGGUGUUUGAAUCGUUGCCAGAAGAGCUACAGAAGUGCUUUGAGACGCGAGACAUCGGAAUGCUGCAGGAAGCGAUGGCUAAACUACCACCGGAGGAAGCUCGCGUACACCUGCAGCGCUGCAUAGAUUCGGGUCUGUGGGUGCCGGAUGCGAAGAGCGCUGCCGCCGCCACGUCUGGGGCUGGUGUCGAGGAUGAAGCUCAGGAACCGGUGUACGUGGAGGUAAAAAGCAAAGGUCAAGAAACGAAAACGGAUGCCAACGAGCAGGAGGAGAAACAGUAAAAGCCGAGGACCAGUACACCGGAUGUUUGGGUGUAAUUCGUAAAUUACUUCUUUUCCACACGCAGAACUGGUGCGAAAUGUGUAUAGUCAACAACCGGUAAAUGUUCAUGCUUGAGAAGGUUUAGUUUCACGAUGGAUUGCAUAGUUGGCGAAAAAUCAUUUUAAAUGUAGUACAGCUUUUAAACUUGUCAUUUGCCGUAAUGACCCAAGGAAAGUCAUGCCUGCCAUAUAUUGGCUUACUGAAUUGUGUUUGUACCGUUUCUCGUACUAUACCACUCAAUGCGUAGAAUAUUGUAUUAAUGCCCCAUCCGUCGUCAUCCAUGCUACAUCGUAACUAGUAAAACAUAUUUGUUUCGUAAGAAAAUUUACUUUCCCGUCA